AUGCGGUGGCAUCGUACCAUAACGCCUACUAUACUGUCCUCAACUAUUGUCUUUCUGCUAUUUUUCGUUUUCCAAGAAUCCACUGCUCUAGUAUGUCCGAUUCCAGCAGCAACGCCAGGAGGUAGUCUUCGAAAUAAAACGUGUCCCGACUUCAAAGCGAACCCGACAUUCGUUCAUUGCUGCACCUCGAAACUGCCGCCGACCAAUUCGUUGUUGAAAGAAAAACACGGCGUUUAUUGCUGCUCGUUGGAGGAUUUCGAGAAGGAAAAACAAGAAAUUGCGAAUCAAGAAUUGAGGAACUUCUUGAAAGAAUACCUGGCCCUGAUCAUCUUCGGAUCCGUUCUCGUCAUCUCCCUCUUCGUGAUAGUGACUGCAAUUGUGUGUAAGAAGAUUCCAGGAUGUCCAAUGUAUCAAAGUAUUCACAUGAUCACGCGGUCCUCUGCUGACUCUCCAUCCGCGCUCUACCGUCCGGUCGAUCAGAUUCCACCAAAGAUGUACGAAGCGCCGCCCCCUUACGAGUGUUUCGUGCCACCACCCACUACAUCAACGACAAUUGCGACGACAUCAACGGAUAAUAAUGAAUGGAAUUGUAUUUUGGAGAAUGAGGUGAGUAAUUAUGUUAUAAUUAGAAAUUCUGUAAAUUUUAAGACCAAAAUCAAAGGAUUUCGUUGA
This is a messenger RNA of Caenorhabditis remanei, 672 nucleotides long. RefSeq lists its product as uncharacterized. NCBI's taxonomy places the organism in Eukaryota, Metazoa, Nematoda, Chromadorea, Rhabditida, Rhabditidae. Bases 1 to 672 code for a protein of 223 amino acids. The record is from RefSeq and is a predicted model, not a curated record. The transcript is spliced from 4 exons.